This is a messenger RNA of Micromonas commoda, 1359 nucleotides long. RefSeq lists its product with no specific name. The coding region runs from base 1 to 1359 and encodes 452 amino acids. The record is from RefSeq and is a predicted model, not a curated record. Gene Ontology annotation, molecular function: chloride channel activity. The transcript has a single exon. Lineage: Eukaryota; Viridiplantae; Chlorophyta; Mamiellophyceae; Mamiellales; Mamiellaceae.
AUGAUUCAUUACGCGAAGGGAUACUGGGGUCUGCCGCUCUUCCUGCGGCUCCACGGCAGCCCUUUCCCGCGCACCCUGCCCUUCGCCGUCGUGAGCGUCACAAUCACCAUCUGGCUGCACCUGUGGGACAGCGGGCGGGAGGAAAUUGUUCGCUCCUUCGCGCACCCGUACCCUUUCCAGAUGUACGGCUUCGUCAUCGGCUUCCUCGUGGUGCUGAGGACGAACCACUCGUUGGCGCGCUUCAUGGAGGCGCGCACCGGCGUGGAGACGAUGGGUUCCAAGUGGGCGGACAGCGUCGCGAUGCUCACCGCGUUCGACGGGUGCACCGUCGGAUCUCGCUCGCAGGAGAUUGGCAAGCCGGCGAUGAAGCAGGACCACGAGCACCACGACGACCACGCGAGGUUCAUCGCGAGGCUGACGCACCUGGUAUCCCUGCUGCACGCGAUGGCGUUGCAGCACCUGCGCGGGGACGAGGAGCUGGGGAACAUCGUCCCGGCGAGGACCCGAAGGCAGACGAACACGACGGCGGGCCCGGAGCUCAAGCGAGUCUGGAACCGCAAAGAACCAAAGGAGAGCGCGGUGGAGAUUGCGGACGGGCCGGAGGACGAGGGCAUCUCGGGCUACCUCGGGACGAGAGCGAUCAAAACGGACGGGAAGGAGGAGACGAGGCUGCUCGCGGCGAGGUACAACCACAUGGGCGCGCAUCUCAUACACGCGGUGACGGAUGACGGGAAGCAGGCGCGAAAAAACCUGGUGAACCCGUUUCUGCUUCGCGAGGAUCAAGAUCUGUGGGUGCGGUGCUGCGCGGCGACGCCCCUCGCGGUCAUAGGCGGACUAGACCCGCACGAGUUCAAGGAGCUGGACGAGCUCGACUGCGACAGGGCCUACCUGGUGCUCGCGUGGAUCCAGGCGCUGAUCAUUCGAAGGUAUGAGGACUUGGACGGCAUUCGCGUCGGGCCGCCGAUUCUAUCUCGCGUGCACCAGACCCUCACCAACGGCAUGCUCGGGUUUAACAUGGCGGAUAAGAUCGCGAAGACGCCUUUCCCGAUGCCCUACGCACAGAUGUUGAGCGUGUGUCUGGUGGUCUUCAACCUGACGAUGCCCAUCAUGGUCGCCGGUCACAUCAACAACCUGUGGCUCGCGAUUCUCGUAAACUUCAUAAGCACGGUGGCGUACCAGGGCCUGAACGAAGUUGCCAGGGAGCUCGAGGAUCCCUUCAAGCCGACGCACAUAAACGACCACGGGAUGCCCCAGCUGCAGGCGAUGUUCAACAGCAAGGUUCGCGCUGCAAGCCCAUCGGUGAAAAAAAUUCUCACGCACUGGGCACAGUGCGAUAGUUGGGAGGUCGCGAAAGAGUAA